AUGAGCGGUGAGGCGGUGAGUUUCCGAGUAUCAAAUCUUCAAAAAAAAGGACCUUUUCCAGGAAUUCAAGGUGAUUCUUAGUCCGGAUCCUGCGAUUGUCCCGCUCAAAGGUUCGACGACGUUCACGCUUUCGACGACGUCGAAGCGGAAAGUCUACUUGUUCAUCUACUUCAAUUCGUAUCGACUCAAAUUGACCGGGCUCGCACACUGUGUCGGCCAGCAACUAAAGGACCGAGUACGGUACGCCGUACUUGAAGGUACGCGUUUGUCGGAUAUGUGUGUUCAGAAAUUCUUGAAGGUCUGGACUUUUGACCCGAUAUUGCAAGUGGAUCAAAAGUCUUGGCCUUCGAAAAGCCUGGCGAACUACAAAGUUGCAACUUUUCAAUGGAAUUUUUCAGAAAAUCAGAGUGUCACGUUCACCAUUUCGGAUUCGGUACGGGUGGGCCGAUCUGCACAUUUUCUGGAGGGCAGUCUCGCCGUUCGUGCCUCGUUCACGGAUCCAUGCGUUCCCCAAGAAAAAGUGGACGCCGAGAAUGAGCUCGGAGCCACGUACUUCAACAUUGGAAUCGAUCCGGAAACCGAUUCCUAUCGGGCGCAAAAAGCGCACAUUGCGGAGGCCCGGGCACCCGCUCCGCCGGGACGGAUGGUCAAGGUGCUGCGAGAGGUAGAUGACCGCUAUUCGGAGGAUAGAGUGGCGAUGAAGGAAGGGCUCAUAGUGAAGAAUUCGGAGAAAGAGAAGCCUGCGCGGCCGGAGCCGGCGAGCUCAGUGAAAUAUGUGGUGAGCUCGAAGCUUUUUGCACGUUGUUGGCUUAUCUGGGCCGAUCUGGACAGUUUUUUUUUAAUGAAUCACGUAAAUACACACUAAGUCCACUUUGGCCACUGUGAAAUCAGUUUUCUAUCUUAAAGAAUCCUAACGUCAUUCUGCGACCGGAUCCUCCGAUCGUUCCGCCCCACGGUUCGACAAAGUUCACGCUGUCGAUGGCUGAAAAACGCAAAGCCUACGUGACACUUUUUCUCGAUUCGUAUCGGCUCAAAGUGAACGGAAUAGCGGAUGUGAAGGAGAAUAAAGAGUUUGGCCGCGGAUACUGUCUCGUACUCGAAGGUACCGUUUUAUCAGAAAUCGGUGCAGCAGGGGCGGCGGCCGUACUCUCGUUUUACAGAAAAUCAAAGCGCGACGUUCACGAUUUCGGAUUCGGAGAACGAGCCGGUCGACAAACGGUGUCCAAAGUCCGAAGAGGGCGUGCUCAUUGUGCGCUACUCGUUCUUGAAACCAUGGAAUCCCGCGGAGGACUAUAAAGGUUACAAAGCGGCACACUUCAACGUGAACGUCCAUCCGGAAACGGUCUCGUAUCGUCAGUUGAAAGUGUGCAUUUACAAAAAGAAAAAGGCGCUUUUGGAGCGGCGUCACAUGACGCACGCUGAUGGAAUCGACGAUUUGACACGGAGCGAUUUGGAGUGGACCAACAGUGAGUUUGAGAAAAAUGCGCCGUACGUCUACUGCAAUCGAAUUUCUUCAGGUCGUCGUAUCCGGGAGGAGAGAGAAAAAAAGCGGAAGGAAGCGGAGGAGGAGAAAAAAGGCGGAAAGAAGAAGAAGAAGAAGAAGAGCAAGUCGAAAUCGGUGGAAAAGGAGAACAAGAAGUGCGUGAUUAUGUGA
Messenger RNA from Caenorhabditis sp. 36 PRJEB53466, 1654 nucleotides. NCBI's taxonomy places the organism in Eukaryota, Metazoa, Nematoda, Chromadorea, Rhabditida, Rhabditidae. The record is from the annotation of a GenBank genome assembly.